UAAGAAAACGUCACAUUGAUACUUGCCGUUGGUUAGUUUCGAAACCAUACUCUCAUGCAUGAGAAAGGAGCAUAUUUUAAUAUACUCUAAGUGUUUACCUGUCAAAACUCCAUAGAGGAUAAAAGCUAAAACCUCUAUGGUAAACUUUACUUUUUUCUGCGUUUAUCAACACGACGCCGUUGCCAAGGCGACAACAUAAACAGCGGAGCACCGAAGACCGAAAGAGAUUUUUUACCAAUUUUUACCCGUUUUAGUUUUUAGUAAUUAUUUGUAAAUAUUUUUAGUGUUUCAAUUGUUUAAGUUUUAGUGUUAUCUUCCAAUAUGGAUGAGGACGAAGAUUUCCAAGUGGCGAUUGCCAUCGGCUCCGAGACCACCGAAGCGGAGAGGGAAUAUGGCAUUGUCCUGGAGCAGUUGCGUGAUUCGGAAGGUAUGAAGUUCAUAACCGAUGUGUACACCAAGCUGUACGACACGUAUUACAAGCUGAAAGAGGAGAAUGCACAACAUUGCGAGGCGAAAGAGGCACUAAAGGCCAAACUGGGUCGCUUCGAUGACACCGUAACAGAUUUCAUGAGUGAAAUAGCAGAAAAUCACAAGGUCAUCGAAAAGCUACGAACUGAAAUCAAGGAAGCCCAAGCUCUAGCAGACGCGAUGCACGCUCGGGAGCUGACCAGUGUAGAGAGUCUAGAGACCAUGAAGAAACAGAUCGUCAGACUUGAGAAGGAACUGGAUGCUAGGAAACGAGCUGGUGAAGAAGAUGCAAAUCUUAAAAUUCUACAGAUUAUAGAUAUAGAUAGAUGGAUUGACGAAACUGGCAAUUCGUCUGUCGAUCGUAGGUCCUUGCCACGAGGUCUCACAGGGCGCGUUGGGCUCGCAGCGCAAGUAGCAACACCGAUGCAAGCGCCAAUGCCAGCCAAUGAGCUGCACGACGUCGCCGCGACCGCGCACGCUGCUCAUGAGGAAGAACCCCUCUGUGGUUCGAAACUAGUAGAGCUUUUCUCAGUACAAAUUGUCGGUCCUUCUGAGGACCUUAAUCUUAAUCUUAAAGAAGAUUACAUACACUGCUGUCUUUUCAAAAAUAACGUUCAUAAAUCUUUCAGUGGAGCAACGUCAGCGGCUAAAGAGAAGGAGAAGUUUGAAAAAGAGAAAGCACGUCUCCAAGCUGAGCUAGAUGCUGUUAAACAGAGGCUCGCCAACUCAGUCCAGUAUGUGGAGGAACUGGAGGCGAAAAACCAUAAUAAGGAAGUUAAUAUAUCCAAACUUGAGGAGCAGAUUGAGGAAGCUGAAAACAACGCAGUUCGUCAGAAUCGUCUGGUAGAUCACCUGAAGACUGAAACGACGGGUCUCAAGGCAGAAGUGGACACCAGGGGAGGCACCAUCAGCACCCUCAGUGAUAAGCUAAUGAAAGCAGAGAAAGCCAUAGACCGUCGGGACCGCCAGUUGACCAACAUGACAACGAAACUGGAAGCAGCUCAUGCUGAGCAAGAAGCAGCUGUGAACAAGAGCACGCAGCUUAGGGAACAAGUGGAUAAUUUGAACUCAGAACUAGAUAAAGCCAAGACUCAACUCAAUCAUACUACUAAAGAACUUAAGAACACGAUCGACGACAGCCACAAAAUACGUAACGAAGCGUCGAAGCUUAUGAAGCAGAUUCUGCAGCAGACCAAGAAGUACCAGAUUCUGGAACAUAGCAAGGUUGGCGUUGAAACCGAUCGGGAGCGUCUGAGGCAACAAGUGACGGUGAUGGAACGCGACCUGAUGAUCAGCAAGAGGCAGGCGGAGGCCGACAGGAGAGAUAUAGAGAACUUGAAGCGAGAGAAAGACAUACUCACUAAGAACAUGCAGAAGAUACAAAAUGAAGCACUAGAGAACCUGAACAUGCUGGACCUGCAGGAGCAGAGACGCAAGCAGUUGGAGCACGAGCUGGAGACCAACACCGCGCAGAUACACAAACAGAGGCUCAUGAUACGCACCUUCGAGAAGGAUAAAGAUAGAAUGCUGGAGGAGACAAUCGCCCUAAAUGAGAAAAUUGAUGAAAUAACAGAGGAGGUUCGUCUCCGUACGGCUGAUAUCUUGGACUUGAAGAAGGCACUUCGCGAGGAGACCAUCAAAUCUCGCAAACUAUCCGUCGCCCUGGAUGCUACUAGAGCUGAGAGAAACAUGCUGCAUAAGAACUAUACUGAGGCCCUGGAUGAAAUACAGGACCUGAAACAGAAGAUGAAGAUGCUAGCAUAUCAAAUAGAACAGCUGAAAGAAGAUAUAAGCGGCAAGGAAUCUGGACUGAAGUCCUGUGAAGGUUUCCUCGGGAAAUGCAAUAAGAAAAAUGAACAGCUACGGAUGGAGAUUCAGGCCGGACUCGCGAAGUUGUCCGAAGCGAGAGCUGACAUAGCCGCCCUGAGGCAGGAGGAGGCUAGGCUCAAUAGGAUCGUGCAGGAAGGUGACGCGGCUCGUGCGAAACUCAUCAAGGAGUUGGAAGGUCUGAUGAACGAGCGUGAUGUGGUCGGCGCUCAACUUGUGAGGAGAAACGAUGAGAUAUCUCUGCUUUAUGAAAAGAUACGGAUUCUUGAGGUCACGCUGCAAAGAGGUGAGCGUCAAUACGAGCAGCGUGUCGAAGAUAUCAGACUGCUCCGGCUGGAGAUCAUACGACUGCGGAAAGAGAAGAACUUGCUGUCUAAGGGAAUUGAGAACAUGACUGAUUUGAGGCUCGAGGUAUUCAACCUAGAACGCGAGUUAGGUCGCGAACGUCUCCGGGUGCGUGCACUAGAGGAGGCGCUGGAGACUCCGCUGAACGUGCACCGCUGGCGCAAGCUGCAGGGCACUGACCCGGAGAGCGUCCGACUCACGCAGAAACUCAGACUGACGCAGAAGAAAGUGCUAGCUCAAAGCGAAAUGCUCGUACUGAAAGACCGGGAGCUGAAGGAAACGCGGAACCUGUAUACUGCAGUCAAAGAUAUGCUGGCCUUGCAGCCUAGUCCAGAGAUUCAGAUAACAUUGAAUCGUACGCAACGGGCCCUGACAAAUAGGACCACGAAGAUGAAGUGCUUAAUUGCAGAGCUAAGCAUGCGUGAACGGCAAGUGAACGACCAACGCUUAGAACUGGAUCGUGUCAACAGCGAACUACACUCCUACAAACAGAAAUAUUUCGAGAUGAAGAGAGCAUUGGACGCUGAUGAAGCAAGGAGGUUGAAGGUCGCAACGCCACCGUCAGCCGUGAUAUCAAAACAGGCAGUGGUUCUUCAGUAAUGUUAGUAAUCCCGCCUAUUACGUAUAACCGUCGAAAAAUCAGGGAUAGACAAUAACUUUAAGUGUUGUUUCUAUUAUUUAUUAUUUGUCAUUAUUUAUUAUCUAAAAACCGGAGUUUUAUGUGGAAGUACUCGAUUGCCAAAUUAUAAUCUUGAAACUUCUAAGAAAACCUUUUGAUUGAAACUAACGGUUAUGGUUGUUACUGUGUGUAAUUAUGUAUAUAGUAACUGACUCCCAAUGGAAAAUGAAUACUU
Spodoptera littoralis (African cotton leafworm) is the source of this 3494-nucleotide messenger RNA. Lineage: Eukaryota; Metazoa; Arthropoda; Insecta; Lepidoptera; Noctuidae. The record is from the annotation of a GenBank genome assembly.